AUGGCAACGCAUGCAACUAUUGUCGCUCGCGUAGGGCCACGAAAGCACCAUCUGAAGCUUGGUUCUGGCUUUGGAGUUUUCGACCCAGGUUAUAUCAAAGGUGAAGACACCGAGCUCUUGAACUGGGAAGCAGCCGAAAAAACGCAGCACGCAGCUUUAAGCAGGUCCGACCACCCUUUGACCAUCGUUACCUCGGGAAAGGGAGACGAGACAAGCAGUGAUCAUGAGGUCAAAAAGUCGAUGACCAUAAGCGACCACGAGCUACAGGCAGGAGUUCAGAGCGUCGACUCGCAGACAUUCAAUCAAUCCAUCUCCCCAAGCCUCGACACUCGACCAUCUCGAAAGGAGCUUUCCUGGGAGAGGAAUGGGGUUAUGAUGGAUCAGUCUCCGACAACGUUGCCAGAAGUCAGCCAUUACCCCAGUUUCCCUGGGACAGCCAACACUGUUCCGGUAAUGGAAGCACCUUUCCUAUUAGGCUCCGCGACCAUAAGCAUCGUACCGGGAGGGCUGACCUCCGUUUCUCUUCCUCAAUCUCAGACAUCCUGUACUGAGAGCAUGGGUACAGAAGAUGCGCAAUGUCAGGAGCCUUAUGUUAUUCCGAGCGAAGUUUUGCCCCAAUUCCCGUCUGCCUGGAGCACAACCAUAUCAACCGAUGGGGGACCAUAUAGCUCACCGGAUACGGUCCGCACGGCCAAUAUAGCUGGUCCUCAGAACGAAAACAGUACCGAAAUUCCUCUGAAGGUGAUUCCUACUGGCGGUGUGGGUGCCCACGAGAAGAUCAUAUCACCUUUCGUUGCGACCACACGUGUUGGCUCAAUCUAG
This is a messenger RNA of Exophiala bonariae, 822 nucleotides long. RefSeq lists its product as uncharacterized. Bases 1 to 822 code for a protein of 273 amino acids. The record is from RefSeq and is a predicted model, not a curated record. NCBI's taxonomy places the organism in Eukaryota, Fungi, Ascomycota, Eurotiomycetes, Chaetothyriales, Herpotrichiellaceae. The transcript is spliced from 3 exons.